GGAAGAGAAGCGGGGUGAGAGCGCUAUCGUUGCGGCUGUAUUUUUGUUAAAUAUGAUGUAAAAUAUACAAUCUUCAGUAAAAACUGUGGUUGUAGUUUGUUGUGUUCCCUCAUUAUAGCAAGAAACCACAAUUACAGUGAUGAAUCUCCGUUUUGAUUAAGGGGGAGGAAGUCCGGAAUUCCGAAUCUCUCACGAAUGUGAAACAUAAAACUAACUUUACCUCAGUCAAGGCGAGGCGCAGCUGCAUAGUGACCGGCACAUCCGUAUAUUCCGCAUCAGCUUCUUUACUCUCAGAACCGGGAUAAAUUCCACACCGCUACAGCACAUUCACGCUGUAUGUAUUUAUCCGGACAGUGCAUCCACCCCAAUCUGUUUAUCCUGGAUUUACUCCGUCUCCUGCCGCGGGCUCAUUUCUAACUAGAUCACAGUCAUCCAUGUAUCUGCCCCUCUGAAAAAAAAGGUUAGCCAAUACCCAGCCACAACAUCAGGCACUACUAAGGUGUCUCAUCCUCCUACACAGAAGAGAUGGUCGAACCUUGGUCACAGCUGGAUGUUCCAAAAGGACAGUGAGAGUCAUGAGUGACACCAGCAUAUUCUAGGAAUGGAGAAGGCUGCACACAUCAUGCAUCCAUUUAAAACCCUUUUGUGUUAUUAAUCUUCCAGAUUAAUAAGUGACCUCCUGACUAGGGUUGCAACGGUAUGAGAUUUUCACGGGAUGAUAACCGUCUCAGAAAAUACCGCGGUAUCACGGUUAUCACGGUAUCACAGUUUGUUACGUAUAUUAUUAAACUGACCCUUAAAGAAAUUACAACAAAGGUUUUUUGUUCAAUUAACUAUUUAUUGUAGAAACCUGGAACAAUUAUAAUUUUAAUGUCUCCUUAAAAAAAAAAAGCUGUACACCAUCAGGUGAAGGAAACCAGGUUUUUCCACUACUCUUAAGGGCAUUAAGAGUGUAUAUAAAAAAUAUAUAUAUGUAUAAAUAUUAGGGGUGUCACGAUCUCGAUAUUUUAUCGAAAUCGAAUCGAAAUGAGGUCAUGGUCUCGAGUAUCGAAGUCAAAAAGAGGAUCGACGAUCCCUCCCGCGCGCGCUACGCAAAUAGCGCAGCGCGCUACGCAAAUGGCGCGGCACCAACACAGCGCAUCCUAUUCAUUUAAAUAGAGAGCCGCUGCUUGAGCGCAGCCCCGGCCUCAGUUCUGCUGUGUGAGAGACAGCUGCCUUUCAACCACGGAGGAGAAACUGAAAACGGAUUUAUAGAAAUAUAGACAGGGCUCUCAAGUUUUGAGUGUCGGCGGGAGUGUGAUCACUGUUUUUUAUCUGUCCAACGGGGGAGGGGGGGCGGGGGUUGGGCGCGCAGGUUUUGUAUCUGUAUCUAACGGAGGGGUGGGUGCGCGCAGGUGAGAGCGUGUGAACUCGCUGAAAUGCGUGUCAGUGUGACUUGAGAACACUGACUAUAGAUCACAGUGAGGUGGAUUAAAAAUCUUAAACUUAUAAUUGACUACACCUGUUGCUUUCCAUUGAAUUAAAAAAACAUCUUUCUCUCAGAUAAAGUAAACACAAGCGUGUUUCUGACUAAAAUAAAAGCUUUUCAGGAGAGAUAUAAGUUAUGUGUAAAUAUUUAUAAGACAAUACCUGACAAAAUCUGUUUUAAUGACGUUAAUAAACAUCACUGUGACAGCGCUAGUCACAGUUUCACCACAUCACUUAUCUAACCAGCCUGUACUGAUUUCUGCCCCCCAACAAUGCUUUCAAUAACCUCUAAUAGCCUUUAAUAGUCUUCAGUAGCCUUUAAAAGACUUACCUGGCGGCCGUGGUGUGUCCACUAAACUCCGUAGUUAUAAACAUCCUGAGGUUAGCAGCACGCUAACUGACCUGUUUAUAAUGUAAUCCGAGCAGUGACUCCGUGUCGGCUGUUCUGACCUGCUGCUGUUAGCUGCUUGGGCUGAAAGAUGAACUGUAGUGAGCUGUAUUAUCCGGUUAGUGGGGUUAAAACCUUUAUUUGUUUACAGAAACAGUAAAAACGGACUGGCUGAGCCCUGUAGCCCGUGGCUGGGCUGUACUGAAGUAGUGACUGAGUGAAGAGAGCGGGGCUUGUGCUGCUGCAGCUCCGACUAGUGGUUGGAUGAAGAACUGCAGCUUCAUGUAAGUGAGCAGUUUCACCAGCCAUCCACACACAGCUCUGAUAAACUGCUUGUUUUAAUAGUGCACACUGUUGCUACCAAAAAAAGUCACUAGAUGGCAUUACCAUAUAUAUCUUAAUAAAUAAUAAUAAUAAUAUUUAUAAUAUUUAUAAUAAUAAUAAUAAUAAAUAUAUUAUUUAAAUUUUAUGAGGCAUAAAAUAAUAACAAGAAAAAAAAACAAGAAAAUCGAGAAUCGAAUCGAAUCGUGACCCUCAAAUCGAAAAUGAAAUCGAAUCGAGGAUUUAGAGAAUCGUGACACCCCUAAUAAAUAUAUAAUAUAUAUAUAUAUACCUUUACACGGACCUUUACACGGACAGGUGAAUCCAUUGUAGCACGCACUUCACGCCUGUACCCACGUGCCCAAAUUUCGGAUAACUCGGCGCUUUUGCGGGCGCUUACCGCAUGGGUUAUGCACGACUACAAAAAGGUUUUAUUUAGGUUCAGAUUAAAUUUAUAAACUAAACACAUACUUUGCGCUGCACAGCGGGGUGGUGUUCUCGGAGAUGGGAGAACAGGUUUGACGGAUGUCCACCUUUAGCUGUGACUUUACGGCCACAUUGAUUACAAAUCGGAUAACCAUCCUCGGGUGCGUUCGGCGGGUCUCUGAAAUAGUCCCACACUGCUGAUUUUAGUUUAGCCUUUUUUUAGGCGGACGGAGAUUUGUUUAGUCUGAUGCACUUUCUGCUGUUCUCACCGCUGUGUGCUGAGUAGCUGAAGCGGAGCAGAGUUGCGCAUGCGCGGGUGAGUUUCUCCGCUGACUUGCCUUUUACCGGUACUAAGCAAACACACACGGUAUGAUAACCGUGCAUUUUAAUACCAUGGUAUACCGUGAAACCGGUUACCGCUGCAACCCUACUCCUGACUUUCUGCUGGUAUAAACAAUAGAUUUGAGGUUGGAGUUAGUAUUGGUAUUUAAUAUUUGUAAAUACAUUUCUGAAAUUGAAUUCAGCUUAUUUUUAUGCACCCCUCAACAUUUACAGACUAACAUUUUCAAAACUAAAAUGAACAUCUUCCUUCGUCGUUCGGCUGCUCCCUUUAGGGGUCGACACAGCGAAUCAUCUGUCUUCAUCUUGUCCUCUUCCCUGCCUCCUCUUCGGUUACACCAACAAUCUCCAUGUCCUCCUUUAUUACAUCCAUGAAUCAACCAACUCUGAGGUCUUCCUCUUCUCCUUCUACAUGACAGCUCUAUCUCCAACAUCCUUUGUCCAAUAUAUUCACUGUCCCUCCUCAAUACAUGUCCAAACCAUCUCAACCUGGCCUCUCUAGCUUAAUCUCUAAUCCCAUCCACUUUGACUGUCCCUCUCACCUGCUCAUUUCUAAUCUUGUCCAACCUUGUCACAACCAAUGAAAAUCUCAGCAUCUUCAUCUCUGCCACCUCCAGCUCAGCCUCCUGUCUUGUAGACAGCUGUUCAUCAUAGCAGGUCUCAUACUAUCUUGUACACCUUCCCUUUUCUCUCUUGCUGUAAUCCUCAUCAUCAUCAUCUCUUUUUUACACUGUCCGUUGCUCUGAAUGGUUGACCUCAGGUAUUUGAAAUCAUCCACCUUUAUGACCUCUACUCCUUGCAUCUGUACCUUUUUACCUUCCUCUCAUUUAUACACAUGUAUUCUGCCUUUUCUCUGCUGACCUUCAUUCCUCUUCUCUCCAGUGCAAAUCUCCAUCUCUCCAGGUUCUCUUCCACCGUCUUUCUACUCUCCCCACAGAUUAUAAUUUCAUGUGCAAACAUCAUGGUCCAUGAGAUCUAAUGUCUGACCUCAUCUGUCAACCUGUCCAUCACCAUUGAAAACAGGAAGGGGCUCAGAGCUGACCCCUGAGACAUAAUGGCAGACCUGCUUCCAAGGAGUAAAGUCAAAGGUGUUGACAUGUGUGGUCAUAGUGUAUUCCAUCACUUUAUUAUACGCUCUGACCUUGGCUGCUACAUGUACUCAACUGAUGUACAUAAAGGACUCAACCUCACAAUUUACAAUUUACACCCCUCCUGUCAGGGAGGAGACCACUACCUCGCCUCUCAAAACAGGUUUUUCAUCAUCAAAGGCAGUCGUUAUCGGUGCGUGUCUGAUAUGAGUACAGAUUUAGAUUCUGCUGUCUAUGACCUCCACCCAAAGUGUCAGGGCGGUGAACACUAUCUGUCUGUUUUUGGGCGUUUCUACAUAAUCUUUCAGAGCAGAGGAGUGUUUCGCACUACUUCUGAUUUGACUACAUAUGGAGAUGGAACAGAAAAUAUUCUGCAUCCCAACUGCAAGGAUGGCCUGUACUACUGGGCGACUUUUAACGCCAUUUUUUUGGUCCAGCCGAAAGGUGACUGGGGGGUCCAGUUCCACAGAACUUAUAACCUAAAUGAACCUUAUGCUAGUACAUACUCAGUUCACCCUGAUAUCCUGAACUUCCUUCCUGGUGGAGUGGCUGUCACACACGGUACAGCAUUUGCAAAAUGGGAACUCAUUAAGACCAUUGCCAAUCAUUCUAAAACCCCCAUAACUUGGGAAAAGAGGAUAAGCAGGAAAGUGGGCUACACCAAGGCCAAGUCAUCAAGUAUGGAGCACAACUGGAAAGUGUCCCUGAGUGCUUCAUACACGGCAGGAACUCUGACUGAAGCAAUCGCCAAAUUCCAGUUCUCACUGACUGGAAAAUACGGCGGGGCAAAGGUCAACACGGAAAAUCAAAGCUGGGAAGAAGCGACUGAGACCGAAGAAAAAGUGAACCUGACUCUGCAGCCCAACGAGAAAAUAUACAUGUGGCAGUACAAGCUCGGCUUUGGCAAAGAAGAUGUCCUCUUCUGUCGUGACAUAAGAUUUAAUGAUGAUCCAAACCCCCCUACUGAUGUUCCUCUUCCACCGUCCAACAUGUAGCAUGCAUGUACCUGAUUCUCUGGUUGUGGGUUCUUCAUGGUUAGACAUGCUGUAGAUUAGAUACGUUAUAAUUUAGAUUAUAGAAAAGUUUACAUUUACAGCAUAUACUGCAUGAUUUAGUAAUAGAAUUGUUUAGUUUAGGAUUAUAUUAAAGCAAAGAAAGAAAGAAACAUAGAAAUAUUAGCAAGAUUAACCUGUACUUCUAUCUAUUAAGCCUAAUUAACUCUAUUUAUUCUGACAUUUGAAAUCAUAGCUAAACUAAGAAUUUUUUAUUAUUAAGUUUAAAUACAUUUCAAAUUAUAUAAUAUUGUCAUUAUUGCCAUAUAAACUGUAUUGUGGCACAAUGGAAGUGCCCUCUGAUAAGCAAGAGGUCUCCAGUGUUGUAAAAAAGAAAAUGAAAGAUGGGUUCACACCCACCCCUCAUCCGGGGUACAACUCCCCUACGUGUUCGUUUGAUAGAGUCGCAGACAGGUGGAGUGAAGUUGGAAGCAAACCAAGUAUUUAUUACUGAAUUCAGGAGAACCAAUAUGCAUGUUAAUAUGCAUAAUUUCACGUGUUAGUACUCAAGUUUCUCGUGUCUGACCGGACCACUAGUGUCUGACCUUGACUGUGUUCUUCCAGAAUGGAACAUCGUGUUACUAUCUGUGUGAGUGUGCGUCACCCCCCUCUUUGAAGAAGCUGCAGGUUCCCCCACACACAGAAGGCCGCUUUGAUCUAGCAAUUGUAGCAAUCUAGUCUUGUACCGAGUGUACCAGUCGAGUUGAUGACCGUUAGUUAGGGUCAUGCAGUGAACGAAAUGCUUCAAGCAUGAGCUACGCAAGUCACACAAUAGAUUUCAUAUGUUAUAUGUUAAUGUGUUAGUAACGCGUGGUUAGUCUGCCAUAUAAUAGAUCCUAUGUGUUAGUAAAUGCCUUAUGUAUCAUGUGGGUUAAUUUGUCAUAUAAUAGAUGUGUUAGUCACAUGCCCACAUGCCUGAUCAAACAAUGUUUUACUAUAUGUGUAAAGAAUAUAUAUUGUGGUUAUUGGUUAAUCUUCUAUAUAAAUGCGUAUAAAAUACACUGUGAGUAAUAGAAAUGCGUAUCAAGUACAAUGUGAGUAUUGGUUAAUGCAUAUAAAAUACAAGGUUUCACACCUUUAUGUAAUUAUAGAUACUAAGUUAAGUAAUCAUAAUUGAAAGAUAUUUGUCAAUACACCCAAAGUAAAAUAAACAGUUACUCUUCACCAGA
Molecule: messenger RNA, 6250 nt
Organism: Astyanax mexicanus (Mexican tetra)
Lineage: Eukaryota; Metazoa; Chordata; Actinopteri; Characiformes; Acestrorhamphidae
Exons: 3
Coding region: 3996-5024 (342 amino acids)
Source: RefSeq, a predicted model, not a curated record